AUGGCUGAAUACUGGAAGUCCGCACCGCGCUUCUGGUGCAAACAGUGCAAGAUCUUCAUUCGCGACACACCCUUCGAGAAGACUCAACACGAAGCCAGCCCCAAACAUCAAGGCAGCCUCAGGCGAUUCCUCAACCAAAUCCACAAGGAUAAUGAACAACAGCAACGGGACUCCAGCCGAGCCAAAUCUGAGGUCGAGCGAUUAAGACAGGCUGUGAGCGGGUCUACGGAGAAAGCUGGCGCGCCGCCACCGAAACGAAAUGCGCCGCCAGCCCCCAAACCCGCACCAAGGAUGGCCACUGCCGAAGAGCGGAAGAAACAGAUUGCGCAGCUUGCAGAAAUGGGAGUCGCCGUCCCCGAAGAAUACAGAGCUGAUAUGGCUUUAGCAGGAGAGUGGCAGACUACCUCAGAGACCAGGGUCGAGCCUCAGCAGGGAUUAGAAGGUCCUACCAAGUCGAUUGGAGUACGCAAGCGCAAACACGAGGGUGAAGACGAAGAGGAUGAGCCUGCGCCAGAAAUGGUCGUUAACAAAAGUUGGGGCUCGCGGUUAAAACAAUACCCUGGUGCACAGGACGAUCGCGAUCUGGACGACUUGCUUGCAUCUGCCAAGGAUAUAAAAAUGACCAAGACGUUCACACCCAAGCCUGAAAUCGUUGAAGACGAGACAACCCCUGGGGAACCCGCCUCCGUCGCCAAGAAAGAGAAUGUCCCUCCCAAACUCGAGCAACCAGUGAAAGAGGAACCAGGCUCACAUUCCGAGGCAGCUGCAGACACAGCAACUACAGAGAACCCCCCGAGUGAAGACGUUACACCUAGUGUUGUUUUCAAGAAGCGCAAGGCAAAAACCAUGAGGAAGUAA
Messenger RNA from Penicillium salamii, 858 nucleotides. The record is from the annotation of a GenBank genome assembly. NCBI's taxonomy places the organism in Eukaryota, Fungi, Ascomycota, Eurotiomycetes, Eurotiales, Aspergillaceae.